AUGGUUAAAUUAGAGGGGCUUAGUCAGCAUUUCGCGCUUCGCCCGAUCAGCAGUGAACAAGAUCUCAAAAGUUAUAAGCGAUUUGCUGUUGAGGAUCAUAUACCUGCGGCUCGCGAAGAAUUUAGGCUUAGUGACGGUGUGUGGUUUAAUAACCAUGCUAAUGUGUUGGAUAAGGCUAAACGGUCGGGAUCGGACACCUGGCUGUCUAGACCUGACCAAUUCUGCAUCUAUCGCGUCGAUGGUCAAAUAAAUACCUUACUAACAACCGUCGAAUAUAAACCCCCGCAUAAACUUUUGGUACAGACCAUACGCGAAGGGUUUCGACCAAUGGAGUUUUGGCAGGAAAUUGUCAAACCAGACACUAUACUAGCAGAUGGGCCUGAAAGGCAGAGGUACAAUGCUGUACGGCUAGCUGGGUCUAUGGCCGUCCAACAAUUCCAUGGAAUGAUAGAGUAUGGUGUCGGAUGCUCUUUUAUUAUAAAUGGCCUUAUGGAUGUGCAACUGUGGGUGCCUAACGAUGACCUAACCACGUUAUACUACAAUAUAGGCGAGGAGCCGUGGACUAGAGCCUGGCGUAAUGCCGCUCAAAGCAAGUUGCCGAAAUGGCAUUUAGUCCUUGAUAGCGACCGUUCCCAGCUCCUAGUGGAGAGUUCUUUAGACUCUGAGGCCGACCCUACUGCAUCUGCAGGACGGAAGCGGGGCGGCCAAUCUCACUCCCAUGAUGCCCCUUAUUGCACACAAAAGUGCCUUCUCAGGCUACAGCAAGGCGGCGUGCUUGACCCGGAGUGCCCCAACACGAAGCUGCAUAUGCUCAGUAGAAGGGCCGACCACCAUCCAAUUAGCGCCACUAACUUAGUGAAAAUGCUCAAGCUGCAGCUAGAUUGGGAUCUGGAUCAUAACUGCACUCCCAUCGGCCCUUGUGGGUCCUCUGGGGCACCAUUUAAGAUUACAGCAAUUAAUCUGGCUCUAACCUACUUCCUCUACGGCGCGGGAAGGAUCCGUCAUAUGCUUCUUAUAGGCUGGGGUGGUGAGACCGUGGGCGAUCCUCCUUUAGAUAAGAUCAUCCAGCAUGCGAUUUCUCGGUCGGUGAAGGAAAUCCGUCGUUUUAGGGUUGUCCAUCAAGAUCUUCGUCCGGACAAUAUCUUAUGGAAUGCUGAGCUCGGGCGACUGUGCACCUUGGACCGUCAAUUGCUGCACAAACACCCAGGCGCUCUCAAACGAUUACAGUGUGGUCCUGAAGAACGUCACUCCAAGCGGGUGCGUGUGGUAUGA
This is a messenger RNA of Penicilliopsis zonata CBS 506.65, 1272 nucleotides long. RefSeq lists its product as hypothetical. The transcript has 7 exons. Bases 1 to 1272 code for a protein of 423 amino acids. Lineage: Eukaryota; Fungi; Ascomycota; Eurotiomycetes; Eurotiales; Aspergillaceae. The record is from RefSeq and is a predicted model, not a curated record.